This is a messenger RNA of Centropristis striata (black sea bass), 6139 nucleotides long. Its product is annotated as KIAA0319 ortholog. The record is from RefSeq and is a predicted model, not a curated record. Gene Ontology annotation, cellular component: cytoplasmic vesicle; plasma membrane. The coding region runs from base 168 to 2573 and encodes 801 amino acids. NCBI's taxonomy places the organism in Eukaryota, Metazoa, Chordata, Actinopteri, Perciformes, Serranidae. The transcript has 16 exons.
CUAGUCGUGAUUUCUGGGCACAUUUUCAUCACCAAGAACCAUUAAAACCAGUGAAACCAGUGAAAGCAGAGACCAGGAGAGAGUCCAGUAUGUGACCCGGAGCCCGGACCGGGACCAGAACGGACCAGAACGGAACCAGACUGGGAGAACUGGGAGAGCAGGCGACCAUGUGGGAGAAAACGUUUCUGCUGCUGCUCCACUGUGUGGAAGCGGUGGUGGCGUCUCAGUGCUGGCAGGGGCCCUCCUUCUCCGAGGCGGUGGUGUCCCCGGCGGUGGACAGCAGCGGGAUCCUGCGUGUCCCCGGCGUGGCGUCCCUGCCGCAGUGCGUGGCGGCGUGCUGCGACCUGCCGGGCUACGACCUGGCGUGGCUCUUCGAGGGCCGCUGCUACGUCCUGAGCUGCCAGCAGAGGGAGAACUGCCGGCCCCUGGAGCGCCCCGGGGCCGACUCCUUCCUCGCCUUCCUGCGCCGAGCGUCCCCGCAGACGCUGGUGCUGCAGAGUCUGGUGCGGGGGGAGCCGUACGGCGCCGGGCGCUGGGGGCCCCUGUCCCGGUCCUCCGAGGCCCCCGGGGACCUGGAGGCCCUGAAGGACCUCGCCCUGUUCGACGGGGCCCCGCAGGACUUCUCUGAGCCCGGCGGCCUGGAUGUGGAGUAUCCAGAGGGGGGCCAGGAGGAGAAGGAACCAGAUCCCCCGGCCCCCAAGGGACGAGACGGCCUCAACCAAUCAGAGGCCGAGGAGGCUCCAGAGGAGGGGGGGCUGACGGGGGGCGGCGGGGCCCAGAACACGAGUCAGGGGGACUGGGACAGAACCAGCAGGACGACUGGUCCUCCUGCUGCAGAGACGACUACUAAAACACAGAGCAGCUCUGAUCCGACAACACUGACGCUGUUACUGCUGCAGAAACCAACCGCUGUCUCCGCCCAACACGACCAUAUAAGGACGUCCCCUUCCACCCCCACCACCCCGCCCAGCAGCACGCCCACACAGACAGCUGCAGAGCCCCUGCUGGUGUCCCCUGGAAACCCUGUAGAGCAGCCCACAGUUAAACCUGAAGCUUCACCUGAACCCACAACAGACCUGCUGAAGGUUCUCCAGUCAGUCAGAACUCCUCAGACCACCAGAACCACCAGAACCACGACCUCUGACCCCAGCACCACCUCCACCCCCCCAGCUCCCAGCACCGCCCCCCCACCAGAGACCACGCCCCCUACCACCACUCAGCCUGUGUCAGAGGUCGGGGGGUCAAACCGCGGCCCGCUGGCCGUCGUCGGCCCCGACAGGAAGUUGAUCCUCCCGGUGAGCAGCGUGACGCUGGACGGCUCCGAGAGCAGCGACGACCAGCAGGUCACCAGCUUCCACUGGGACGCCGUCAGCGGUCCUCCGGGGGUAAAGCUGGAGGGGGCGGACCAGGCGGUCACCACGGCAACAGGCCUCCGGGUGGGACGCUACACCUUCAGACUGACGGUGUGCGACCAGCAGGGGGCGACGGACAGCGCCACGCUCACCGUCAGGGUCCAGGAAGCCAGAAGUCUUCCCCCCGUGGCCCACGCCAGCGGCAGCCACUCGCUCUCUCUGCCCAACAACUCUCUGGUCCUCCGGGGCUCCGUGACCGACGGGGACCAGAGCCAGGUCCACUUCCUCUGGGUCCGGGACAGCCAGAGUCCUGCUGCCGGGGACGUUCUGUACGGUUCUGACACCAAGGCGUCCCUCUACCUGGCCAACCUGGUGGAGGGAACCUACCUGUUCCAGCUGCGUGUGACGGAUGCUCAGGGCCGCUCCAGCGCCGCCACCGCCACCGUGGAGGUCCGCCCCGAGCCGGGCGGAGGCCAGCAGGUGGAGCUGGAGAUGCUGGUGGCGGUGUCGCAGGUCAGCGUGGCGCAGAGAGACACGGUGGUCCGCCAGCUCGCCGCCCUGAUACACGUCCUCGACACCGACGUACAGGUCCGCGCGCUGCAGGGACACUCUCACCUCAGCACGGUGCUGCGGUUCUCGGUGCGGGGCCCCUCGGGGCCCGUCCCCGGCUCCAGGCUGGUGUCUCUGCUGAGGAACCAGCUGCUCCGAGAGAAGAGCGACUACCUGCUGUUCAGAGUCCUGAGAGUCGACACCGUCUUGUGCCUGCUGCGCUGCUCGGGCCGCGGCCAGUGCGACCCGAUCUCCAAGGAGUGUUCCUGCGACCCGUUCUGGACCGAGAACCUGGUCCGCCGUUACCUUGGAGACGGAGAGAGCAACUGUGAGUGGAGGGUUCUCUACGUGAUCCUGACCAGCUUCAUGCUCAUGGUCUUCAUCCUGUCCGUCAGCUGGACCUUCAUCUGCUGCUGCAAGAGGAGGAGGCAGACCAAAGUCAGGAGGAAAACCAAGUACACCAUCCUGGACAACAUGGACGAGCAGGAGAGGGUGGAGCUCCGGCCCAAAUUCAGUAUCAAACACCGCAGCACAGAGCACAACUCCAGCCUGAUGAUGUCCGAGUCGGAGCUGGACAGCGACCAGGACACCAUCUUCAGCCGGGACCGGCCCGUCCGCAGCAGGAACCGGAUCAGCGCCCAGGCCGCCCGCAACGGAAACGCCUUCGGCUGACGUGACGUCCGACCUCCUGGUGACGUAGACCGGACCCGUCUGGGAUGUUUGCAGCCUCGAGCGGCAGCGACGAACUCUUAGAGUUUGAAGGACUUCAUUACCCAGAAAUCCUGUUUCUGUGAGGUCAGAAAAAUGAACCAGUGUCCCAUUUCAGAGUCAAACUCCUUCAAAAGGACAUGAGGACUCAAGGCCCCGGGAACAGGACAUGUUCCCGGGGAUCAUGUCGGCAUGAUCACUUUAAAUGAGACUUCUGAGUAAGAAAUUUAAGGAAGAAUCGGACAAUUUGGGAAUUCCACAGAGCCAGAAGAGACCAUCGUCUCGGUUUAAACUCUCUGAGUUCAGAGAAAAGUCCAGGAUGAUGUUAGCCAAGCUCCAACAAUAGAAGGAAAAAACCCACCUCCAAAUAUUUGCAUGUUGUAUCUUGUUGACCAGCAACCAACCAACCAAUCCAUCCAAGAUUCAGUUUUUAACAUUUUUGUUCUACAACUACAAACAUUCGUAAGCUUACUGGACCUCGAAACAAUUUAUUUCUUUAUCCAGAUAUCCUAAACUCCACUCCAGUUAAGAACAAAAAGAAACUUUUUGUUAAUUUAAAUGUAAUUGCAUCAAGAAGGUCUACGCUGUUUUUGGCCUAGCUUAGCACAAAGACUGGAAGCAAGGGGAAACCGUUAGCUUAGCUAAAAAAUGGAGGAAAGUAUUAAUAUGUGAAGAACUCAGAAAUCGGUGUGUUAUAUGUUGUAUCUUGUCGGCUAAAAAGCUCGUCACCGAUCCAUUCAGCUUGGUUUUACUAUAGCUAAGACCGAGUUAACUUGUUGGUCCUGGAGCUCGACACAGAUGCUAACUCAAUUCAUUGCUUUAGUGUUAUCUUAACCCUUGUGUUGUCUUAGGGGUCAAAAUUGGCCGCCAUGAUGUUAAACACCAUAGGAAACCCCUUUAUAAUCUAUUUUCAACUUGAAUUUCGAUGAAUUUUCCGAGAAUGACCCCAACAUGAGAAAAAGUCAAAAAUUGCUUGUUCAUAUUUCCAUGAAAGCAGCACACCAACAGGGUACAAAUCUUGUGUUAGGGGUCAUUUUUGACCACAAAACCUUAAAAACCUUGCAUUUAUGCUUGCACGUACGCAUGCACGCUUGCUAAAAAUUGUGUUGACACCUGUGCAGUAGGCUACCUUUAGCAAUAAAAAUAGAGGAACCCUUCUUUAGUAAAACAGAAAACCACUUGGGAUUCCACAGAUUAAAUCCAGUUUUCUGCUCUGUAAAAAGGGAAAACCUUGAUAUUCACAGAGUUUGUGAUGAAUGACAGGUUGUUUCUGAAUGCAAAAUAGAUUUGGGUUUUAUAUUUCAGUCAAGCUGCUUUAUUUAAGAGGUUCAGUGAAGGCAGGUAAUUUUUGACAUUUAGGACAAGUACAAAGAGUUCAGACAACACAGGGGUUAAAAACAACAUCUGACAGACCUCGGACUUCCUUUAGGUUCAGACAUUGAAAUGAAUUGAAGUUUGUUUUUGUCUUUGAGAAGCAAACUGUUUAGCCUAGCUUAUGAAAAGGCUGGAGGCAAGAGGAAACUGCUAGCCUAGCACGUCAAAACUGAAAAUGUCUGAUCAACAUGUUGUUCUGUUAGCUAACAAGAUAAUCUGCACAAGAGUAAUUUUGUUGACGAGCGCCUUGACAUGAAGUUAACUUCAAGCUCAAACUAAUUUUUCCUCCUAAAGUAAGUCAGUAGUGUUUAGUGUAGCUUAGCACAAAGACUGGAAGCAAACUGCUUGCUUAGCUCGUCAAAACACAAAACAUCCUCCUUCCAAAAACUAUAAUAAUUGCCACCAACAGUAUAGGCAUAAUUGAUUUAUACAUAUUUAACAAUCUACGUAUGAAAUUUAAUUCAUGUACAUGGAGAUUCACAUGUCUAAUUACAAUACGAAAGUAACUUUGAUGAGAGAAAGCAGUAAGAAUGCUCAGGCAAGGAUCUUUAAAGUACAUUUGUAUUUUUACUGUACUGUAUUUUAUUGUGAAGGACUAGCUAGCUUAAUGCUACCUAAAGCUAAACAAAUUAUUUACAUUAAAAACACAACUAUCCAGUAUUUACUGAGUUAACAACCUCUGCUAAACCAUCAGCUUGAUUUCAUUAAUUUCAAUAGUGUCUAGUCUACAGUGUGUUUAGCGUAGCUGAGCACAAAGACUGGAAGCAGGGGGAAACUGUUAGUGUUAAAAUAUCCACUUUUAAAAAACUCAAAAUCUGUCUCUUUAAUCUUGUUAGCGACGUAACAACCUUAUCUAUGCAAGAGUAGUUUUGUUGAUCCAAUGAGAGGCCAUUCAAGAACUAGAAGCUAACUCAACCCAAAGGCUAACUGUUAGCUUAACUAUCUCGGUCUAAAUAAAUUGUUAGCCUCAGACACAACUAUCCACUUUUUACCCAGCUGACCACGAGCUUUUGAAACACCAAAGAAAAUGUUUGUUUUAAUAUCAUUACUUAAAGGAAGUCCUCAGUGCUUAUAGUCCACAAAGUGUUUAGCGUAGCUUAGCACAAAGACUGGAAGUGGGGCAAAACUGUUAGCCUAGCCUAGCCAAAAGAGAGCGCCAACAAGAUACAUGUAAAUAAAAUAUCUGAUAUUUUGAGCUGUUGAAAGAGGUUUAUGUUGGUCAAUCUUGUUUUUGUUCUUUUAACAGUUAUUUACACUUUGUUUUAAGUCAUUUAAACUUUGCUUUAAUGAGAAACCACUUGAUAAAGCCACUGACUAAUGAAGAUUUUUAAUAUUGUUGGCACCAAAACAACUUUCAACUGCUGGGAUGAUUCAGUAUCAGCUAAAAAAGUAAGAACACGUUACAAGAUGUAAUAUUACAAUCCCCUCUUUAUUUUCACAUUAAUAUACAUCAGAAAUACAAAAUGUAUCUUUUUCAUUCCACAACGAGACCUUCAAUUUCACUUUAUAUUAGAAAUAUUAUCAGAACUCAACAUCAUUUCUUCAUCUUAAAUUUUAGAAAAAUAACUUUUCCUCUGCAGAACAAGAAACACAGGCAAAGUUUUGAUUUGUGCGUCUUUAAUCUGAAAUAAGCACAUAUCACGUACAAAAUUUUUCCAAAAAUGACAAGGUGCAUAAAAAGACAUCUUUAUCUCAAACAACAAGAUACAUUCAUCUUAAUUAGGCAACGUUUAUUUUCCGUACACCGUAACACAAGAUUUAAAUCUCUGAUCAACGUGAUCUCAAACAUACAAUUUUGUUUAAUCUGCUGUAAUGAAAGCUGCUAACAAUAACUCGCCUUGCUAACUAUCAUAUAUUAAUAAGCAACCUGCAUUAUUUUGUGGCGUUUCAGUUCUGGACUGGACCCCCCUAUGUCCUGGAUUAUACUGCAUCAGAGUUUGUGCUAAUGUGAGCAUGUCUGUUCUGUUCUUUAUUGGAUUUGGGUGAGUUUAUACCCGUGUUCGAAAUCACAUACUGACAUACUGAAUGAAGGAUUCAGUAUAAUAUGACUUUAGAAUCAUUGACGGCCCGGUUCGGACCCAACAACAGCUCCAAACAGCUGUUAUUCUGAUAAACUGACCACAUGUUGAGGAACCUAAAGGUUCUUGCCUGAAUUU